AUGGACGGACCACCGAGAUAUUAUCAGCCGCUAAGUGGAGAAGAUGAAGAGAGUCUGCGGGCGCAACUGGAUGAGAAGGACGGGACAGAAUGGAACGCGAGCGACUCCGAGAUCAUACCCACGAAUACGCGGAGUUUCAUAUUCUACAUGUCCAUAUUGCUCUUGUCUCUUUCGGCGAACAUACUACUGGUAUUCGACAACGCGAAAUUGAGGAUUGCACGAGAUGCUGCGCAGACACGAUUCAGCGGCCUGAGUUUCGACACGCCGACUCCAUACCAUGCCAUGACGGACUAUUGGCACUUGAAUGCUACCGAAACUGAGAUGGAUGCAGCAUGGGAUGCGAUCGAUACUGGGUCCAUGGCAGUUGCACUUCAUGACGAUUUCGCGAAGAGAGUUGAUCUACCAGCAACGACACGCUUCCCCUGGGAUACUGAACGAGGCGUCUACUACCUGAAAGGUGUUCACGAUUUGCAUUGUUUGAAACUCAUUCGUAAAGCAAUUGUUUCCAAGCAUAACAACUCGACACAAACUUUCGACAUUCGCCAUAUGUAUCACUGCCUAGACGGCUUGCGACAAGACAUUAUGUGUAUGGCGGAUGAUACGCCCAUGCCUGCACCUGCUAAACAUCAUGUUGGCGACGGGCAAAUUCGAAAAUGCCGCAAUUGGAAGAAAAUGAUAGACUGGGCCAACGAGCCGGAACGACAUGCUUGCUACAAGUGGGAUGAUUACCGCGAGGCCACGAAUACUCUGGAGCUGUUUGCACACUGCCCACCCGACUCGCCAUACCGAGAAUUUCAGGAGGCCUAUUUCGAGUAUCAUGGUCACAAAGAUCCGUACGAGCCAAGUAGUGGCGGAGAACCUGUCGUGAUCUUCUGA
Parastagonospora nodorum SN15 is the source of this 876-nucleotide messenger RNA. RefSeq lists its product as hypothetical. The record is from RefSeq and is a predicted model, not a curated record. Bases 1 to 876 code for a protein of 291 amino acids. Gene Ontology annotation, biological process: mycotoxin biosynthetic process. Lineage: Eukaryota; Fungi; Ascomycota; Dothideomycetes; Pleosporales; Phaeosphaeriaceae. The transcript is spliced from 2 exons.